Molecule: messenger RNA, 2529 nt
Organism: Salvia splendens (bonfire salvia)
Lineage: Eukaryota; Viridiplantae; Streptophyta; Magnoliopsida; Lamiales; Lamiaceae
Exons: 4
Coding region: 1-2529 (842 amino acids)
Source: RefSeq, a predicted model, not a curated record
AUGCGAAGCUCUUCUUCCCUCAAUCUAUCUUCUCUCUCGCCUAGUUCUAUCUGUAUAGGUGCAAUUUCGGUGGCCGUUCUUAGCUCCGGCAGCCCCAAUUCUGCACCAAGUGGUAUAAGCUUCUCCGAUCCAGCUCCUGUGAUGGUUGAGACUCGCUCUGGCGACUCACGUCGCUUAGAGGAGAUGCUCGCGGCCGCCAUGGCUGAUCUAUCCAACUGUGUCGCCGAAUCUGAUCGGAAACACGAGAAGCGCGACAAACUCCGAGACACUUCCGAUGGAUCUCGAGAUCUAGCUAUGAAGGAGCUUCGCGAAGGCCUCCUCGCUCUUCAGCUUCAACAGAACGAGAUCCUCAAUCGUUUUGCUCCGCCUGCUAACGGCAAUUUCCAUGGGCAAUUUGGCGGCGGUGCUCCGGCUGGGCAGUACGCUGGUGGUCCCCAACCACGUCAACAAUACUUCGCCACUCGUCAAUCGAAAGUCGGUUUCCUUAUUUUCUUUGGUGAAGAUUUAGCCGGAUGGAUCCUUCGUUGCGAUCACUUCUUCACGGUGGAUCUAACACCGGAGGAGUCGAAAGUCAGACUGGUUGUAAUCAAUUUCGAAGGACGUGCUCUUCAAUGGUUUCAAAACUGGUCGAAAUAUCAGGAUCAAUCAAUGUCCACCCCAUGGCCGUUGUUUCUACAAGCGCUCGAAGCUCGUUUUGGUGAUCAAUUAUUGGGAGAUCCGAUGACCGAACUCCUUGCACUCAAACAAUCAGGUUCCUUCGCUGAUUAUCAUGAUCGUUUUGAAUUGUUGUUAGGACGUGUUUCUCUCUCUGAAUCGUAUGCAAUUAGCCAUUUUAUUAAUGGUUUGAAACCGUCUAUUCAAAAGGUUGUGCGCAUGUUUAUGCCUCAAACAUUAGUUCAUGCGUAUGCUCUAGCUAGACUUCAGGAUAUGUCUGUUCCCGUGAAGGAUAACUUACCUCCGAAUGCUAGACGUUUUAUACCUCAGGACACUAGAACCUCACACACAACUGCUCCUUUACUUUCUACCCCUAUCACCCCUGCAUUUAAGUCUAGACGCUUGCUGGCCGAGGAAGAGAUGGCUGAUAAAAGAGCUAGGGGCAUUUGCUAUGAAUUGAACUCUGAUCAGACUAGUGAGGACAGUGUUGAGGAUGAGAACCCUUUGAUAUCCAUUCAUGCUAUUAAUGGCUCUUCUUCAAGGAGCUUUCGUACUAUGAGAGUUACUGGCCGAAUGGGCAAGAAAGCACUUCACAUUCUCAUUGAUUCGGGUAGCACUCACAAUUUCCUUGAUCUGCAAGUUGCAAGGAAAUUGGGUCUUGUACUCACUAGUGUUACUCCAGUGUUUGUUGAUGUGGCGGAUGGGAACAGAUUGGAGUGCAAGUCUAUGUGUAAAGGAUUGAAAUGGUCCCUAAGAGGCACUACAUUUUCAACUGAUGUGCUUCUUCUACCUCUUGGAAGUUGUGAUAUGGUUCUUGGAAUUCAAUGGCUGGAAACUUUAGGUGAUAUCCGUUGGAAUUUUAAGAAUCUAACCAUGGAUUUCACCUUGAAUGGGAAGAGGCAUUUACUGAGAGGGGGUUCCACUGAACAGGUAGAUCAUGCUGUAUCCGAGAAGGAAAUGAAUAAACUCCUUGCUCAUCACGAGGGAAUUCAACUCUGCUGUAUUCAGAUGAAUACUGAAGGCCACUCUGAUCUUCUCACUAUGGGGCAGGAACACACUGAGAAGGAUUCCCCUAUUCCUUACCAUAUUCAGUCGUUUCUGGAUGGACAGAGCUCUAUGUUUGCUGAACCAACUGCCUUACCCCCAAUGCGCUCUCAUAAUCACAAAAUCCCUCUUCUUCCUUAUGCUACUCCUGUCAACUCUAGACCUUAUAGGCACUCAGCUUUGCAUAAAACUAUAAUUGAAAAGCAAGUUUCUGAGCUCUUGAAACAAGGCUUUAUCCAGCCUAGUUCUAGCCCUUUUUCUUCCCCAGUGGUUCUAGGUAAGAAGAAGGAUGGAACAUGGCGGAUGUGUGUGGAUUAUAGGAGGUUUAAUAAGAUUACUAUUAAAGAUAAGUACCCCAUUCCUCUCAUUGAUGAACUAUUGGAAGAACUUAAAGGAGCCAUUGUUUUUUCUAAAAUUGAUUUGCGGGCUGGCUACCAUCAAAUCCGUAUGGAGGUGCAAGAUAUUCCAAAAACGGCAUUUCGAACACAUGAUGGCCACUAUGAGUUUGCCGUGAUGCCCUUUGGCCUUACCAAUGCACCGGCCACAUUCCAAUGCUUAAUGAAUGAUAUAUUUCGACCCUUCUUGAGGAAGUUUGUAAAAGAUGCCUUCCAUUGGGAUGCUGAGGCUGAUAAGGCUUUCUUGGAGCUUAAACAAGCUAUGAUCUCCCCUCCUAUGCAUCCAGCCUAUGGAAUUGGUGCUGUGUUGAUGCAAGAUGGGCACCCUAUUGCUUUUAUCAGCAAAGCCUUGUCCCCUAAAAAUAAGAACCUCUCUGUUUAUGAUAAGGAAUUAUUGGCUAUAGUGUUUGCUGUCACUUACUGGAUCACUACUUAA